Racocetra fulgida is the source of this 1244-nucleotide messenger RNA. Lineage: Eukaryota; Fungi; Glomeromycota; Glomeromycetes; Diversisporales; Gigasporaceae. The record is from the annotation of a GenBank genome assembly.
GAGUUUAUCAGCAAGUGGGGCAGGAAGUGACUCAAAUGGGUUUAAUCUUUGAUAUCUUCAAAGAUGUGGCCCAGAGUGCUCGCAACAUUAAAGAUUUGAUGGUGGAAACUCAGAGUUUUGGAACGCAAAUUCAGAAUUUACAAAGGCAAUUGGAUGAGGAUAUAAGUAAGUUAGAAAAUGGUUUGAAUAAUUUGAGAAAUAAUUUGGAGGCGGAUGUGCGGGCUUUGGAACAGAAGAUUGGGUUGUUGCAGAAUUCCAGUCAGUAUCAGGGUUUAUCUUCUAGAUUGAGUACUUUAGAGGGGAGAUUGAGUAGUUAUGGGGGUUCUAGUUCUGGUAGUGUUCGAGCUACCAAUAAUCAGGAUAGUAGUCAGCAGUCUUAUACUUUCAAUAAAGUGCAAACGGCUUUGAGUAAUUUAGUUAGUCAUUUUAAUGGGGUGGUGAGGGAAAAAAGGCAAGAAAUCCAAACUCUCAAAGUUGCAUAUUGUGGAGUAGAUGAGAGAGGAAAAUUAGAUUUGAGUGAUUUUGCCGGGUUAAGAGUGCUGGAAUGCCAAGGAAGAGACAUGCUCGAAUUUAUUACCGAUUUAGACUUAAAAAAUUGCAGUAAACUAGAAUAUGUUAAUUAUUCCAGCGAGACUUCAAGUUUUGUUGGCUCACUUACUAGUUUAGAUAGUCUAAAUAUUGAUAAUACUGACCUUGAUUCAGAUAAUUCGGAAUUAAUUCGUUUAGCAGAAGUUAGAAUACAAAAUGAAAGGGAUAAUAAAAAUAAAUUUAUUCCUGUUUCUUCUAUAUCUUCCUCUUCUAAUGUAACUAUUCAAGUUAAUCAAGAAGACGAAAGAUUGAAAAAGAUUGCUAAUAUAGUUAUUCCUAACAAGCCCUUUGACUUUGAACUUUUAUUAGAAGAAAUUAUAAGACUUAAGUUGGCUGACUUAAAUUCUCAGUUAAAAAGUAAGAAAAAAGAAUUGGAAGAAUUAACCAAUUCUAUUAAUAACAAACUAGAUGAUGAUGAGAAAGAAGAACUAGAAUUGUUGAAAGAUACUUAUAACGAUUUACAACAAAGAAAUAAUAAUAAAUUACUUCAAAAACAUUUUGAGAGAAGUAAAAAAACUUUAAGCAAAGUUUUGACUGAAGAGGAAAUGCACGAUUUCUUGAAUAAACAAGCAGAAAUUACACAAUUGACAAACCAACUAGAAAACUUACAAAAAAACCAGUUUAGAACUUUCCAAGAAAUCCCUCCUAAACAAUAA